AUGGUUAGUUUAAGCGGCGAACACGCACAAGGGGUAAGUGUCUCCAAGCAGGCUAAUGUGAUGUUCAGCACUCAGCUGGACUAGUUCGCACCUAAGCUUUCUACUUGCCGUAAACCGAAAGUUAAAGACUCUAAUUUCGUAUACCUCGUUCUCGACAGUAUAGGCAGGAACUGAAAACAAUAUUUAGGAUUGAAUUCUCUUUACUUAAGCUAAAUUUAAAGCUACACGUAGCUCUUUGUCACCUAGCAAGACUAGCGACACCUCGAGAGUAUAAAUAAGCCUAACACCGUAAUUAAUAUGUUCUCGUUCUUAUUUCAUUAUUUUGUUCGGAUAUUCUCUUUUAAACCCUAAAAUUUAAUUCAGUAGCUACAAGUAAAAGUUUUAAUAGAACAAGUAUUUCCUACCAUUGGUCAAUGAGUUGAAGUCUGAUAAAAGAAAAGGAGCAUCACUUUUUUGGUCAUCAUGAUAAUUAAUAUUUAUUGUGUUUUUCGUUGAGUAUGAUGUCUUUUCAGUCAGCAACAUAGGCUGCAUAGGUAACAGGAAACAAAAAAUGCAAGUUCUCCCUACAAAUUGAACUUGUGACCGUCAGCCAGCCUUCUGGUUGCUCAUCCCCUUACUCAGACGCGGAUCCACAUGGGUUUCCAUCGUUUUACGAAAAUCAGUCAGAUUUUUAAAAUUAAAUACGAUAAAAAGGCUUUCCAAGAUGAAAUCUGGUAAAUGGUGUAGUAGUAUAGGGAGUGAAUAAAUUUGGAGAGUGCAAGUGGAGUGAACUCUCCAAAUUUUUUGGUUUGGACAAUAAUAAUCCACCAAUGGCAAGGCUUCAUCCUUGAAGAAUGGAACUGGCCAAUGUCUUGUCUGAAUGACUCAGAAACCCAGGAAAGGGAACUUUAGGGAGUUAAAAUUCAAACAAUUUCCCAGGGGAGCAUGCCCCUUGACCCCCUACAAGCUUGCACCUUCGCUUGGGAAAUCAAUCAGUAUUUAUCCUAGAUCCACGCCUGAUACUGUAACUUUGAGUUGCAUAAUACUUAUAGUAGCCAAGGCCAUUAAACUAAAAGCAUUGUUGUUAUUUUAAUCUGAAAAUUGAAUUUAAUGUUUACAUGCAGUGUGGUUAGUAAAAUACUAAGCACCAGGUUAUAUUUGUACACUGUAGGGUUAUUUUUUCAACCAAGAGGAGAGUGCACCUGGUUUGCAUUCCCCAGCUCAAGAGGAAGCCUUGGCUAGUGAGACAGCAUCUUUAGGACUUAAUCCUGAGACCAGAUUUCACCCCAUUCGUACAUCAUGGAUUGCUCUAUUGCAGCUGAUUCUCUUUGUAAGUAUAUUAUUAUUUUCAUGUUGUGAAAAUAUUCUUUUGAUAGGUAUAAAGAGUUAUUUAAAUUAUACCUCCGGCAAUGAAUUGGGAAAGAUUAAUUUUUUAAAAAAGCUUUUAGUACAUUUACGUACUAUUUUUGUGUCAUCUUUGUCUUUUCAGAUUGGUUAUGAAACCCUGCAGUUUAUACUUCCCAAUAAGACACUUAUGGAUGGCAAAUCACUUUCUAUUGGUAGUGGGGAGACAGAUCCUCCAUUCAGCUUCCUGGUUCUGCUGCAUGUGGGCCUCUGGGUUGUUAUAUUUAUCUCAGACAGAACGUUACAGUACUUGCAUCACCAGUCACAAGCCAGAGGUUAUCUGGAAUUCUUUAGAGAAACUAAAGAGUUAAGAAGAUUUCCACAUUAUGUACUUUCCACAGGUAUGACUUUGACUCAGAAACUUUCCUUUCUUCAUGUUUACUUGCUUAUUAUUAAUUUGAAAUCCUUAACUAUUGUGGUAACAGAAUGGUUGGAGUUCUCUGCCGGGUUUGGACCAGUAACGUAGCAAAUUUGUAGACUGGAAGAUCUACUUGCAUAAGUGUAACUAAGUUGCACAUCAUUGUGAUUAAGAAAUGUACAUCAAAAGAUAACCACAAACGGAACAUUAAUUUUGUUUUUUGCACAGUUCAAAAGCCACUUUCACUUCAUACAUUGUUGUCUGUACUGAUCUGUUCAAUUAAAUUCAUUGCUUAUAAGAGAAGAAAAGGUAUCUUAUCCAAAUGGUGAACAUCAUUUCACUGCUCCAGAAAAUGUACAGUACAUCUCUUUAUCUGAAUGGGAUUUUUGGAGCCCUGUUCAGUUAGUGGAGGUUUGGCAGCCAAGCAGUCAACACCUUUAACAUCAGACCUUUUAGGUCCAGGUUCAAGCCUAAUAUUGGCGAGGCAUUAUUUUCUGUGACAUGAAACUAUUCUCCACUUUGUCUCUCUUAACCCAAUUGUCUAAGGGCCUGUUUUCAUGAAGGUGGGGGACCCCAGAUACAGCUGUAGGCGAGGUAACAGGUGGGGUGACCUGUUAUGUAAACAUGAUCAAAUUAAAAUGAGAAAUUAUAUUUACAGGCAGGUUACCCCACCUAAGCGGGUUACCUUGCCUACCCGGGGUCCCCCACCUCCAUGUUAACAGGCCCUAAAUGGGCUCUAAACAAGUAGUAGGGGCAUAGUCAUUGCUGGUGGUAACCUUGUAAUGAAAUAGCAUCUCAUCCAGGGGUUGAGGGAAUAGAGAGGAGAAGUGGUUAUGUCAUGUUGCCAUGGUAGCAAAAAUUUUGGAUGACAACAAACCGAAAAUUCACUAAAGAAGUAAAUUCGCACUGUUUCAAACUUCAUUGAUCUUAUUCAAUUUCAUUUAAUUUGUCAAAUGUUGGCUAAAUUUUCUGGAUUUAAUCUGAAAGGACCGUAUCUGAGUUUACAAAAAAAAUAAACUUUUUGAGGGUUGUCCAAUACUCCAACAAAUUUAUGCAUGGUAUUGUAUUGUAUGGUCUGCACAUUACAAUACUGUACAAAAACAUAACAAUAAAGAACGAAGCAAAACAGUGAGAAAUUUAACGAAGCCAUGCAUAAUUUUGUCAGAGUAUUGGACAACUAUGAACUUUUUGUGUUGUGUUCACCUACUCCAUUAAGCGGGCCCCUGAAAUUAGGAAGGUUCACGUCGCAGUCGUUCAAGGGCGGCUAAGAAAUGUACAAAAAAGGGGUGAUGCACAUGCAAAGUUUUUGUUUUGCUAAUCUUAACCUAUCGGGUUUUUUAGCUGUUCUCGUUACUUUUGCUGUCAUCGUUGCUUAAUCAUGGCCCUAUUGUUGUCAUCCAGUAAUUUGGCUACCAUGGUAACUUGACAUCACACUUCUCCUCUCUAUGCUCCUUGGUGGUUCAUACUAAAGAAACUUGGUACCAUUAGACCCUAGACCCUGAGCCUUGUCCUUGCUCUCUCCCCUCCUCCUCUUCCUCUUAACCCUGUAAGUCCCAAGACCGACCAACAUCAAUUUUCUCCUAACAACACUAAUACUUUAUCAAGAGAAAAAGCUAUAAGAGUUAAUGAAACUAAUGAUCACCAAGGAAAAUUGCUUUAAACUUUUAUCAAAUUCAUUCAACUGAUUCUUUAAGGAUUCAAAUGCACAUGUGUGGAAAUCAGUCUGGAAGUUUGUACUGUCUGUGGUAUUGGGGCUUAAUAGGUUGACCAGAAAUUCUUACCCUUACUGUAACAUGUACAUUGUGUAAGACACCUGCUUCUUAUCUCCUCUUGAGUCACUUGUUUUUAUUGGUUUUUCAUACAGGAAAUGCAGUCCUAUUGGUUAUAUUUGCAGUUAUUGGUCAUGAUAACAACAAGUCUAACAGAGGGAACUUGGCUUUGUACAAUAUUCUGCAGAUUAUCUUCUCAAUUGAGUUUGUGCUUUGUGUACCAGGGAUAUUAUGGUACUUAGGUAUGUGAUGGUAAAAUGGAACAGUCAUCACCAUAAUUAUUAUUAUCGGCAUGUCUUGUGCAAUAAUUUAUUCUCCAAUAAUUUCUUUGCUUGACUUUCACUUGUCUUUUAUCAUGUUUUUAAUUGUUGACACAUGCCUUUGUUAUUUUUUGACUGUGGCAAGAUUAGCUCAGUCGAAAGAGCGCUUAACAGCAGAGAAGGAUGAUCUUGGGUACGAUUUCCAGGGUCGUGCUAUUACUCAGGGACUUGAAAUACAGCUGUAACUGAGAAAUGAAGGUACUUCCUCUGCCCUGCAAACGGGUAGACCUUCACGUGGCUCGGAUGACCACGAAAAAUGGCGGUCCCGUCUCCAGUAUAAGGAGACGUUAAAGUAUCGCCUCAGUUAGAACUUUCGUGCUAAAUACAUGUGCAUUGAUACUCAAAUAAAGCGCGUUUUUUUCCCAACAGUCAAAGUUUUAAGGUUUAACAGAAAAAAGCCUUUGCCAGAUGCAGAAGACAUAGACUAUGUAAACUCCUAUAUCAACCAUGGCGUAUCAGGCUCUGUUUCUGUAACAGGUUACAGGUCAGUAAUUAAAGUUGAAAAUGACAUACAAAAAACUACUCAUGUUAUUCUUUUCAUUGUUUUCGAUGCGAGACUUGGACAAGAGAUUUGUUUGUUUCAAUGCCCAACCAAGCACCUGAGCAUUGAAGUAUGGAAAAACGGGUGACAAAAAACGUGCAACUUGUUUUGCAAAAACUUGUUGCAAAACGAGUUAACGAGCGAUGUUGCGCGUUUUACCACCCAAGUUUAAACCUGUUAACAACCUGAUUUGUUGCAAGACAGGUUUUAUGUGGAUGGUAAAACGCGCAACAUCGCUAUUCAACUCGUUUUGCAGUAAUGUUGCAAAACAAGUUGCACGUUUUUUGUUGCCCGUUUUUCCCGUACCUUUACAACAUUUACAUGCAGAAGAAGAGUGCAAGGGUGUACAUAUUGUGAUUUAAAUGAUGACUGUUGUUUUACGAAAAUAACAUUUCAACCAAGGAUUAAAUUAAACCACAACAUGCGUGUGAUUGAUUGAAAAUUUAUCACUUAGGGACAAUGAUUACUUGGACGAAGUUCUGGAAAAACAAGCAGACAUGAUCCGUUACUUGCAGCAACACAAUGCCAACUUAGGCAAAAGACUGAUGAAACUCACUGCACAGCAGAGGAGAAGCAGUCUUCAGUCUUAACAUUGAACAAGUGGUGAUCUAGUUUGAUGUGGACGAGAGUAUAAGGUUGCAGUGCGUAGCGUGUAUGUUUCUAUUUGAGGAAGACAUUUUUGCGCGGACAUAAUAAUUGUAAUGACAACAGUUUUUGCAUCGGUUCUCCCACGCACUUGAGUCGUGAUAAUGUAUUUAGUAUAAUUUUAUGGAUUGCGCCAAGAGAGCAGGCAAGAUGAAGCGAAUCUUGUGUUCAGCUGCUGACGAGGCUGGUUGACUGUUGUGCGAUUAGCACAAGAAACAUUACUAAACGUUACGGUGCAUUCUCGUUCACGGUGUCCAUCGGCUUUUUGACCGCCUGGCAUAAAGGAAGUACUAGCUACGGGCUCUAUGGACGAAAAUGCCGGUGAAAAAGUUUAAGAACGUUACAUGUAAGCCUGUACAGUGUUGUUCGGUUCUCAGCUUACUUGCGCUUUUCUUAUACUGGUUCCCACUACUGCAUAAGUGAGUUUCAAGAAAAAUGAAAAAAAAUUGUUUCCUGUGCUUGUCAGGUUACUAUGUCAAUGCUUUUCGCACAAGUACAAACAAGUUAUAAACAAGUGUACGUGUUGAAAUGGGCUGGCAAUUGCUUUACGUUGCCUAAUUCAACAUGAUAUAUUAGUGACCUGCGACUGUAUACUGCAUGGCGAUGCUGUAUUUUCCCAAGUUAUUUGCGCCCCGCCUUUAUGGGCUGUUGUGUCGCUCAUCAAGUAAAGGCUAAGAGUAUAAUAAUAUAUUUUGUUAACAUAAAAAACGUUUUUCAUCCUGUGCAAAAAAAAAUCUGACAAGAUUUUUGCGCUGGCACAGUGAUUUAGUGCGCCAAAUGACCGUUGUAAGACUUUAUUUUCUGGUGGGUCCACUCUUGUAACAUUCCGGCCUUUCUUAAAUUGAUGUAACAAGGGUUAAAACUUCACAGAAACAUAAAAAUAGGCUUCAUCGAGCAACCAGGACGAAAAAUGCUUACAUUUUGUACGAAAUUUAGGAGUGAAAGCAUGAAGUUACUGUGACUUCUUAGAAGAAGAUGUUCGAAAGCGUACGAUUCUAUGUUGCUGUCUUUUCCGUUUGUCAGUCAAUGAUCUCCAGUAGAACAAUAUUAGCAAGAAAAAAGUGUGCACGGAUUUAAAUUUAGUUUUCACUCAUAGUUGAGAUCUUGAAUUCUUUCUCUUCCUUCUUCUACGGACGUGAUGCUAUUCAAUUGCUGCAAGACAAAAGUAACAAUGUUAAGAGUAAGUAUUAAAUUAAACCUGAUAGUUAUAAACUCUUCU
Messenger RNA from Porites lobata, 6235 nucleotides. Lineage: Eukaryota; Metazoa; Cnidaria; Anthozoa; Scleractinia; Poritidae. The record is from the annotation of a GenBank genome assembly.